UAGUGUUCAUUUUGUCUUCGUGUCUCCAUUCAUUUGAUCAAGAGUAUUAUUGUGUUACACCUACUGAACACAGAAACAGCUUGACCAAUCGUGGCCAAAGAGGCUGUCAAAAUGAAUCAAAGACCCCAAAUAUUUCUGAUAUAAGGUGUUCACUUUCUCCAAAAGAAUGCGUUAUGCGCUCUGUCAGAGAGGAGAUAAAGUGUCUCUAAUGCGCCGAGUUGUGGAAACAACUUCUGUAAUCCAUCAUGUGACUCAUAGUAAUAAUCACUCCAUAAUGAAAAGAGACGUCUGUUGUGGAGUAGGAGAGACGGAGGCAGAGAAGGAGAGCCGCUCAACCAGAAGAACAAAACCUCCCUGACAUACACCUCAAACUCCUCCGGGCCUGAUACAGGUGCUUCCUGCGGAGCGGGAAAGAAAGAGACAAGACAAGGUUUUUUUGGAGGGAGAAGUGUAAAACCGUAUGAUGUCCGUUGUGGGCGCCCAGCCUUUCAUCAAACCAAUGCAGUCAUCACCUUCCGUUUCGCCUAUCCAGAGGAGACACACACUUCCCGCAAGCGAAGUCCGGCCGCUCAACACACAAGAUGCCAUAAGCGUCUUUGAAAUCGAGCGGGAAGCAUUUAUCUCAGUGUCAGGUGAGUGUCCCCUUCAUCUGGAUGAGGUGCGUCAUUUCCUCACGCUGUGUCCGGAGCUGUCCAUGGGCUGGUUUGAGGAAGGCCGCCUGGUGGCUUUCAUCAUCGGCUCUCUGUGGGACCAGGACAGGCUCACUACAGAAGCGCUGACUCUCCACAAGCCCUGUGGCUCCACCGUCCACAUCCACGUGCUGGCUGUCCAUCGCACUUUCAGGCAGCAGGGCAAAGGUCCUCUUCUCAUGUGGCGUUACUUGCAGUAUCUCCGCUGCCUGCCCAAUGUGCGCCGAGCGGUACUGAUGUGUGAAGACUUCCUCAUCCCCUUCUACCGCAAGUCUGGCUUCAAGGUCCUGGGCCGCUGUGCCAUCACCGUGGCCAACCUGACCUUCACAGAGAUGUGGUACCCUAUCAGCGGCCACGCGUACAUGCGGCGCAACAGUGAAGCAAUUCGUUUCCCUCAGCAUCCCUUGACUGUGCCACUGACAAAGACUGACGAACAUGUUGAUGUAUGACAUGGUGGUUUCAUCUUUUUUCACUGAGAUGAUAUAUCUGCACAGGUUGUCUUUAAUUUAAAAGGCACAAAAAAAUAAAUAAAUAAAAAAUCAGUGUUUUACUCUUUGUAGGAUGUUCACCACUUGGUGAGUAUUUCAGGGUCUAUUUUGUUGGAUUUUUUCUCUUUUACUUAAACUCGUCAAUCUAUAUUGUGUGAAGUUCUCCCAUUGUGAGAUUGUACAAUAAAAACAAGAAUGUACUAUUCUGUGAUGUAAUGUAUUACACGUAACCAAAUUCACUUUGUUAGGCUAUUCUGUGUAUCGCUCACCUGUGAGAGGAGUACAACAACAACAACUCUGUAUUAUUAUUAACUCUGUAUUAUUUAGGUGUUGCAUUUGUAGUAGACAUUUGGAUUUGUGGCUGUAAGCUGUCUCCUGCUUAGCACCUUUCUGGGCUUCCCACAACUAUGGACUGACGUCAGCGACUUUAGCCGCUCAACCGCAGCUCCUCCAGCUCUAUUAGGGGGCUUUAGCUAUUGCAAACGUCGGAGGAUUUAGAAGAGGAUCCACUCAUCAGUUAGACUGCAGAUCCAACGACCUUACUUAAAUCAACAUAUAUAUUUUUUGGUUAGUGGGGAACAGCUGUUUCAGCUUGUGAAGCCAGAUUUUGUAUUGUGAUUUUUAUUUUAAAGUUAAUUCUCCUUGGGGUCCUGUAUCUGUUACAGUAUC
Thunnus maccoyii (southern bluefin tuna) is the source of this 1846-nucleotide messenger RNA. Its product is annotated as serotonin N-acetyltransferase-like. Gene Ontology annotation, biological process: circadian rhythm; response to light stimulus. The coding region runs from base 461 to 1138 and encodes 225 amino acids. The transcript is spliced from 4 exons. The record is from RefSeq and is a predicted model, not a curated record. Gene Ontology annotation, cellular component: cytoplasm. Gene Ontology annotation, molecular function: aralkylamine N-acetyltransferase activity. NCBI's taxonomy places the organism in Eukaryota, Metazoa, Chordata, Actinopteri, Scombriformes, Scombridae.